AUGAUAAGAUUAAAGUUCACAGUCGCUUUCAUUAAAAUAUCUUGUUUUUAUAGCUUCCAUGGUAUUGUUCCCGACACGCCUAGUCCCAUUGAGAUGUGCAAACAAUUAUCCAGUCCUCGUUUGAUCAAAACUCAUAUGCCUGCUAACUUAGUGCCACUUCAAAUCUGGGAGAGAAAACAAAAAAUGAUCUACGUGGCCCGCAAUGUUAAAGAUGUCAUUGUUUCUUCUUACCACUUCAUCAAAAACUUGGACUUGUGGCGCGGCAAUAGUUUUCAGGAGUAUGUUGAAGAUUUUCUUAACAAUGAAAUUCUUUAUACCCAUUUCUGGUCGCAUAUAGUAGACUUUUGGAAAAUGCGUAACGAGCCUUUUAUAUUCUUUGUCACAUACGAAGAAAUGAAACGUGAUUUAGCGGGGGUAUUGCAACGGCUUUGUACAUUCUUAGAAAGACCGCAAUUAACCCAAGAGCAAUUGUUGAAGACGGUGGAACAUUUGUCCUUUGGUAGCAUGAAAAAGAAUAAGUUCACCAAUUUGACCUAUUUACUCAAGGAGAAUAUGCCUGGUGUUAAAGAAGAUUUCCAAUUUAUGCGCCGCGGUAUUGUGGGUUCCUUUAAGGAUGAACUAACCCCUGAGUUGAUUGCCAGAAUUGAUAAAUGGACUGCUGACUUUUUGGGCAAGCAGGGCCUAAAAGAGGAGGAUAUUUUUGGCAAAUUGUAAAAUUUUCUUUUUUAUUUUUCUAGAAGAUUCUCUGAACUGUAAAUUAAUUGUGAUAUCAUUUUUAAAAAUAGAAAAUAUUUUAAAAAUAAACUGAUAAUUUACAUAUA
Lucilia cuprina (Australian sheep blowfly) is the source of this 821-nucleotide messenger RNA. Its product is annotated as luciferin sulfotransferase-like. The transcript is spliced from 5 exons. The coding region runs from base 1 to 714 and encodes 237 amino acids. Lineage: Eukaryota; Metazoa; Arthropoda; Insecta; Diptera; Calliphoridae. Gene Ontology annotation, biological process: sulfation. The record is from RefSeq and is a predicted model, not a curated record. Gene Ontology annotation, cellular component: cytoplasm. Gene Ontology annotation, molecular function: sulfotransferase activity.